AUGUCUACCUUUGAUGGGAUUGUCCAAGUCGAUUACUUCCGCAAGAGCCCAGACCGACCUCCUCCGCUGGUCUGCUUCCUGAGCCAUGUGCAUAGUGACCACCUGCAGGGACUCGAGUCCUUCCGAGCGCCCUUCAUCUACUGCUCAGCAGCCACACGCGAGCUCCUCCUACGGCUCGAAAAGUAUCCUCAUCGGAUGAACUUCAGUAAAGGCAUUCUCGAAUCGCGCAGACUGCACUACAAGCACCUGUCCAAGCUGCUGAGGCCUAUUCCAUUAAACACGCCAACAGAGAUCGACCUGACCCCACGGCUGUCCAUCAGGGUCACCCUCCUCGAUGCGAACCAUUGCACCGGUGCAGUGAUGUUUCUGAUCGAAGGCGAUGGGAAGGCCAUCCUGUACACUGGUGAUAUCCGAGCUGAACCCUGGUGGGUCAACGGCAUCAUCCGGCACCCGAUCUUGAUCCCCUACACUUUGGGGACCAGGCAGCUGGACAAGAUCUAUCUCGACACCACCUUUGCCCGUCCAUCCCAUAUCUGUCGGGUAUUCCCGUCGAAAGCGGAAGGCUUGGCCGAAUUGCUGCGCAAGGUCGAGACCUAUCCUGAGAACACGACAUUCUACUUCCGUGCAUGGACCCUGGGGUACGAAGAAGUCUGGAUGGCUCUUUCUGCGGCGCUCCAGUCCAAGGUUCACGUCGAUCGAUACCAGAUGGACCUUUAUAGGUCGCUUGCCUUUUCACGGGUGGAAGGAGGCAUCAACGAGGUUCCCUCGCUCUGUGGGUUUGAUUUAGGAAACCGUUUCGUUCCAGGUUGUCUAAGCGAGGACGAGCGCGCUCGAAUACAUAGCUGCGAGCCCGGCGUGCAGUGUUCGGUGGCGAGGUCGAAGGGCACCGUUUACAUCAUGCCGGUGGUCAACCGGACAAAGGACGGCGCCGAGAUGCCCGAGUUGGGGGCGGGGGGAGGAGGGGGUGAUUUGUAUCAGAUCCACGAGCUCGAGCUGCCCGACAAGUCUGCCAUGGAGCAGCUGGAGAAGCUCUGUUUCGAGCGGAUCCAUGACACCCAGGCACUAUCGCAUACUCGACAGGCUCUUAUCGAGGCAUUCGAGUCGAAAAGAAAGGUGCUACCACUGGACAGCUUUGGAUUGAAGGACGCAGACGAGAUGCCUCUAGAGAAGCUGGUCAAGAUGCUAGGCCGUGGCCGUGCUGAGGAAACACAAUUGCCGGGUGACGAGCACCCUACGGAAGGCGAGGCGCUUCCCAAAGUCAUCCGCUUCCCCUACUCCCGACACUCCUCGUACUCGGAACUGUGUGAUCUUGUUGCCGCGUUCAAACCGAAAGACAUCCACCCCUGCACCGUCGACCCAGUGACCUGGACCGAAGAUAUCUCCAUGCAGAACCUCUUCGGCCACCUCUGCUCAGGUACCGAGUUCGCUCACGACCAGGUGAUGAGCGACAUGAUUUCCAACGAUGAGGAGCUUGUCCAUCGAAGGAACCGGUCAAGGCAAGCAGCUCCCUCCGCCACCCCACAAUCAAGCCAACAGUCAUCCGGCAUGACACUCGACACUCAGCAGUUUGAAGCACGCAAGCCAUCGUCGUCACUGCCAUCACUUCCUCAUCCACCACACAGAAAUCCCACCAUCUCCUCGGCAUCUUCCACCGAAGAACUCAACCUCCCCUCCUCCUUCGCAACCAUCAACGAAACCACCUACAAUCCCACUCCUUUCCCCCACCCAAAUACCACCACCACGCCAUCCCAGCCCCCCAUCAUCUCCCCCACAACACCCCAAACAGCCCAAACCCACCGCAACACAAUCCGACAAGCAUGGACCUUCCUCCAGACCAUGCCCGACUCCCAACGCGAAGCCUACAACCUGAGCUCCCUUCCAUCGUCGUGGCCGACUCUCAACGAGCAGGCCUCCGAUGAGAUUGUCGACUACGACCUCCCACAAUCAGCCCAGCUAAACCCUUCCUCCGGGGACCCCUUCGUUGAAGACAACAAAACCAUCCCCCCUUCCCCAGACACAGACACAGACACCACACCCUCACCACCAACAACAACAACCACUAACCCCCAAGUCCAACCGCAAGACCCACAUCCCACCUCCCCCAACACCCAACUCCAAACAACUCCCGUCUCUGACAUCCAAACCCACCCCACCUCCUCCCCAGAAGAAGAAGAAGAAGAAGAAGAACACUCCGAAACCCUAAUCGACGACCUUCUCACCUCCCCCUCGCCCUCACCUUCAACAUCCCCAUCACCUUCCCCAUCCCCCUCCACCUCAUCCACCACCAACAACGACAAACCCAUCCAACAACCCCCAACCAAACGCCACCGACCCACCAGCACCACCAGCACCACCAGCACCACCCAGCCAACGCGCAAACCCAAACGCCGCAAGCGAACCCAAACCCGGACCCGGCGCGAGGACGCCUACCGCGCCGCGCAGGCGGAUAGCUACGAGGCGUGGGCGACGGCCGUGGCGCUGAUGUCGACGGGGAAUAAUCAUUCGGAGGUUGAGAUGGAGCUUUAGUCUUGUUUCUUUGGCGACUCUUCUAGAAGGGGAGGGGAAUGGGUGGGUGGUGCUCUAGGGGUUUUAGAUACGCG
Molecule: messenger RNA, 2600 nt
Organism: Aspergillus brunneoviolaceus CBS 621.78
Lineage: Eukaryota; Fungi; Ascomycota; Eurotiomycetes; Eurotiales; Aspergillaceae
Product: putative DNA repair protein
Exons: 7
Coding region: 1-2526 (841 amino acids)
Biological process (GO): double-strand break repair via nonhomologous end joining; interstrand cross-link repair; protection from non-homologous end joining at telomere
Molecular function (GO): damaged DNA binding; 5'-3' DNA exonuclease activity
Source: RefSeq, a predicted model, not a curated record